UGUUAGGAAGCGGUAAAAAAAUUAAGUUGUUUAUAAUAUCUUAACGCUUUAUUUAAUCAUUUAACAACAUAAAAACACAUAUGUAUAAAUUAAAAGUGAGCCGCGAGUGACACGUGGUUUGAUGAAAUUUCGCGGUGUUUUUCGUUUAUCGUUGUUGUCAUGGUGAGGAGGAGGAGGAAACAUGGCGUCGGACUCGGAUUCGAACGGACGCUGAGGAGUGUUUACAACGACACGGAUUUAUACAUUCGAAUGACGUUUUACUGCAAUAUUUAAUAAUAAACGCGCACACAAGCCUGUUAAUGCUGGUGUGAGGACCGGUUGACCUCAUGCCCUCCGGCUUGCCCUCGGCCCGGCUUCGGCCCAAGCGCGGCCCGGUUCCCUCCUCUUCUCACCCGGCCCGCACCGCACAGAACCCACAGGAGGAGAUCCGCAGGCUCAGAGAGCCGGUUGACGGCCUGCAGAGAGAGAGACGGGUCGGGGAGAGAGACACCGAUGAGGACUUCACUCUCGCUGCUGAGCUGAGGUGGAGGAUUAACCAGCUGCAGAGAGACAAGCUGGACUGCUGCUCCAAACACAAUCAAGAGGUGUCGCGGUACGAGGCUCAGGCGGCCCGGUUGCGAGCGCUGGUGGAGCGAGGAGAAGCACAGCGGCAGAACCUGGAGUACGAGCUCACCGUGGUGAAGAGAGACACUGAGGAGCUGAGGACACACAACACCAGGCUGGAGGUCCUCAGCUCAGAGCUGCGUCAGAGAGUGUCAGAUCUACAGAGAUCUUUAGAGAUAACACAGCAGGCGCGUGAGGACGAACUGCAGGGCCUCCAGGCGGAGCUGCGCGAGAGGGACCGUCUGAUGCUGAGCUCAGCUGCUGAACACGAGCUGCUGCAGGCCGAGAAGACACACCUAGACACACUCAUACAGGAACAGAAUGAAACUCUUUAUAAACUGAAAUGUGAAGUGGAGCGAGUGAAGAGAGACGGAGAGAAAGACACAGAGCGACUGAAACAUCAAUCAACAGAGCUGAAGCGCAGCGUCGAGAGAGAACAGAAGCUACGCUGCGAUCUGGAGGCAGCUCUGCAGAGGACGAAGGUUCUGGAGCAGAGUGUCGAGUCGGAGCGAGUCAGCUCUGAGAUCAUCCAGAUGAGGAUGAGAGAUCUGGAAGGCGCUCUGGAGCUGGAGAAGAAAGGUCACGCAGAGGUCAUGUCGAGUCUAGAGCUCAUGAAGCAGAAGUUCGGGGAGGUGGAGCGAGCGAACGCUGACGAGAGAGACCGAUCACAUGACCUGAGCCACAAACUCUCACAGUUGGAAAAGGACUUCUUGACCAUGAGAACUGAUCUGAUUGGUCAGCUGGAGCAUGAGAAGGCAGAGUCUGUGGAUCUGAUUAGUCAGCUGGAGCAUGUGAAGGCGGAGUCUGCGGAUCUGAUUGGUCAGUUAGAGCAAGAAAGGGCGGAGUCAGUGAAGCUGUCCGUCAAACUGCAGGAGCAGGAGAGAGUGUGUUCAGAGACACAACAGGAACACAUGCGGGUGCAGGCGUCGUAUGACAGUGUGCUGAGUGAUCUUGAUCAGGUGGUACACCAGUAUCAGCAGCAGGGGGCGACACACACUUACAACACAGAAGGAUAUAAACACAACGCAUCUGCUCUGAUGGACAUCCUGCAGCGAACGCUACACAACUACAGCACACAGUCGCAGGAGUCUGUGGUCGUGCUGCAGAAGCUGGAUGGUGAGAUCAGACAGAAGGAUGAAGUGAUCUCGGAUCUCCAGAUGAAGCUCCAGGAGUGUGAGGCUCGCGGUGUGUGUGUGCAUGAAGAAGCCAAGCGUCUGCGUGCCUGUGUGUCAGACGCUGCGGUGGAACUGCGCAGACUCUCUCAGCAGCUCCAGGAGGAGAAAACACAACACACACACACACACGCACAGAUCAACACACUGCGACAGCAGCAUCACAGCGACGGCCAGGAGAAGCUGGCGUUCCUGCACACGCUCUACCAGCGCAUGCUCGCCGGGUGUGUGCUGGUGACCCCGCCGCACUGCAUGCUGGGUAGCUUCUCGUGGGCGGAGCUUAGUGCGCUGGUGCAGGAGCACAUGGACACGCUGACCUCUGACCUCGCCGCAGCCAAUCAGAAGGUGUCGUGUCUGGAGAGUGUGUGUGAGGGGAAAUCAGCAGCGCUGGAGAGCGUGAGCGCACAGAUGAGGCAACGAGAGGAGAGAUGGGUCAAACUGAGAGAAGACCUCGACACACGACACACACACCUCAACCAGCAGCUGCAGCUCAAAGUACAGGAGCUCAGUGUUCAGCUGGAGCGUGCUCAGUCCGAGCAGAGGCAGGAAGUGAUGCGUCUGUGUGUGGCGUGCGGGCUGCUCGCGGGGUGUGUGCGCGCGCUGCGGAGGCAGGUGUGUUUGCUAGCGUGGCAGAAGCUCGUGCUGCUGGAGCGAGUGAGUGACGCGGACGCCAUGAAGACGGAGGUCGCGAAGCUUCUGCAGGCGCUCGGUGAGCCCGGGGUCAAAGGUCACGGCAGGUUUCGCCGCUACGCCAUCGCUGUGCUAGCGGCCGGGCGUCUGCGCGCUCUGGGACGCGGCUCCGGCGUGAUGUUCAGGGUGGCGGUGGGCGUCGGGCCGCACGUGUGUGUGAGAGAGGAAGAGGAGGACGGAGUGAAGAAGACGCUCACGUCCGCGGCGCUGAUCGAGCUCGUGCACACGUGCGUGGGGGAAGUCCAGGAGGACGUCAACAGAACCAGCUCGGCUGCAGUGAUGUCAGCGGCUCAGAGCGGGUGCAGGAAGAUGUUGGAGCGGCUCCUCUGGGACGUGGACUCUCAGUGCGCAGGGCAUUAUGGGAAGGACUCGUUGGCACGGCGACUGCGUGACGGACUCCACGCGCAGAACACUAAACACAGCUCCUGGAACAGCAAGAUGAUGAUGGCGUCUCUUCAGAAGCACAUCCUGGAGUUCACACAGCGACUGCAUUCAGCGGAGGUGGAGCGGAGGAACCUGAGACUGGAGCGCACACACACACACACCGGCAGAGACACACACACCGCGUGUGCCCCCCGCCGGCAGCUGGAGCGAGUGUGUGAGGAGCUCAGCUGUGCCCUCCAGAGGGAGCUCCGCGCUCAGGCUCUCCUGCACGACCAGGCCUCUCAGCUGCAGCAACUGGGCCUCAGCAUGGAGCUGCACACGGGGGACGAGCUGGAGAAGGACCGCACGCUCGCACAGGCUGUGCAGAGUUUGUCGGACGCUAAGCUGGAGCUGAGGAGGACGCAUCAGUCGCUGCGCUCCCUGGGGAAACGGCUCAGCCAAUCACAGCAGGACAACCAGGAGCUGCAGCGCAACAUCAUCAGCGCAGAGAACACACUGCACACCGCAGAAAAGAAUAAAGAGUCUCUGAUGAGCUUCAUGAAGUGUGUGGAGGAGCGUCUGAAAGAGAUGAAGGUCCUGCUGUCCGGAAACGCCCCGUCUCAGGAUGACUUCUUCCUCCAGCUCUCCCGAGUGUGUCUCAUGCCGGCAGACUCGCAGAGCAUCAUGGGAAACCCAGAGAGAGACGCGUGCCAGCGUCUGGUGAUGCGUUUCCUGGAGCUGUUCCAGCUGAUCCGCUGUAAGAUGUCCCCUCAGAGGCCGUCGUCCUCAUGCGAGUGUGACGCCAGCUGUGUGCCGCCGAGGGAACACUCCUGACCUCCGCUGUGCUGAACCUCUGAACCACACACACACACACACACACACACACACACACUCCUGCCCUCCACAGUGCUGAACCUCUGCUGCUGCUACACACACACACACACACACACACUCUCUCUCCUGCGGAGGUUGGUAACGCUUUUGUACUUGCUGUGUGAACACAAAUCGUUCUCGUCCUUCUAGCCGUCAGCAGAGGAGGAUUAUGGGAUGUGUGUGAGGAGCUCAUCUUCAUCAGCUCGUCCGUCCCUGAGGAUGAUGAUGUUUAUCAGUGACAUUAUUAGAUCUGCAGUGGUUUAUUGAAGCUGAUCCCUCUCUCUCUCACACACACACACACACAGCAGAGUGGGGUAAGAUGGGACGCACCCGAAGUCUGCUUCACUUUUGACUUUCUAAAUGUACAUUACUGGCCGGAAGUGUUGACUCGUGAAGACGGUGACACACACACACACACAGGCGUGUGGCGCUGCCGGGCGAUCGAGAGUUACGGGUGUGUGUGCCACAGAUGAACCUUUCUCACAACUCUGACAAUAAAGUCGCAAUUACCUUCUUAUUA
Molecule: messenger RNA, 4221 nt
Organism: Pimephales promelas (fathead minnow)
Lineage: Eukaryota; Metazoa; Chordata; Actinopteri; Cypriniformes; Leuciscidae
Source: RefSeq, a predicted model, not a curated record